AUGGAAACUGUAAAGCAAAGGCUCAAUGGGGAAACCAUUCAACAACAACAGCAGUAUCAAGAUGACUAUGGGGUCUUGAAUUCAGAAGAUGAGUUUGAUCAAGAUACACAAUCUAUGGAGGAAAAUGAAGAAGAGGAAGAGGAAACAACAGCUCACUUAAUUAAAGCUUUUGGUUCCACCUUUCACAGUGAAUAUCAGGAGGAAAUCCAAGAAGCCACUAAUCAGCAGGGUUUAUCUCCUAGGGGUAGAUCACAAGGGAAGCAAAGCAAACAGAAUCCAGUUGAAUAUGGACAAGGCUAUCUCAAGAAAAUGCACAACUUAUCUUUGAUUGCUAUUUUGGAACCAUUCUCUGAUAAUGAUCUUCUCAACAACUACAGAAUCCAGUUGAAUAUGGACAAGGCUACCUGCAAACCAAAUGGAAAAAUUUGGUUAUUGUGGAAUGUUGAAACUGAUGAGCAACAUAUCACUUGCCGAUUCAUUAUUCUAACAGGAACAUUCCCUGGUGCACCAUUGGUGACUUCAUUCAAUGUGAUUACAUCUACUGAAGAAAAACAAGGUGGAGUUCCAUACAACAUGAAUAAAAGUUUUGAAUUUCUCAGUGUUAUAGAAGAUUGUGGCUUAUUGGAUCUUGGUUACAAUGGGAGUCACUUUACCUGGUGCAACCAAAGAACUGAGGAAGCAAGGGUGUGGAAAAGACUCGAUAGGGCCAUGGUUAAUGAUCAGUGGCUAGAAAACAUGCCUCAAUCCACUAUAUCUCAUCUUCCCUUUGUAGGAUCCGAUCACUGCCCCCUUCUCUUGGAAAUGGCUGUGAGAAUGAAUCAGAAUACCAAGUACUUGAAGUUCCUUCAUUUCUGGACAGAGCACAGUAAUUUUUUACACAUUGUUAAGGCCUGCUGUGACAGAGAAUCUAAUGGAAAUCCUAUGGGGAAGCUGCAUCAGAAAAUGAAAAGGUUGUCCACAACUCUUAGCAAUUGGUCCAAGCAAGAAUUUGGGGAUAUAUUUAGCACUGUUAAAAGCUAUGAAGAUAGGGUCAGAAUUGCUGAAGAGGAAAUGCUGCAAAACAACUCACAGGCCAGCAGAGCUAAACUUCAUCAACUCAAUGUUGAUUAUAUCAAAUACCUCAAGUUGGAAUCCUCUAUACUCAAGCAAAAAACUCAACUCCACUGGUUUAGAGAAGGAGAUGCUAACUCUAAAUAUUUUCAUGUUGUGAUGAGAGGAAGAAGGAAAAAAUUGUUCAUUCACAAAAUUUGUACUGACAAUAAGGAAUGGGUUCAGGGUGAUGACAACAUUGCUAAAACUGCUUGUACACACUUUCAACAUAUCUUUUCUGGUCAUGAGAAUAGAAUUGUUGAAGGUAUUUUACAAUGUAUUCCAAGAAUGAUCACACCUGAGCAAAAUCAAAAACUUCAAGGCAUGCCUACAAUGGAGGAGCUACAGCAGGUAGUCUAUUCUAUGAAUCUUAAUUCAGCUCCAGGUCCGGAUGGUUUUGGUGGAAAACUUUACCAAGUAUGCUGGGACAUCAUUAAACAUGAUAUUCUUGAGGCUGUGAAGUCCUUCUUUUGUGGUUCCAUCAUGCCUAAAUUCAUGUCACAUGCUUGUUUGGUCCUUCUUCCUAAAGUUGAGCAUCCUAACAAGUUCAAUGAAUUUAGACCUAUCAGCUUAAGUAACUUCACAAACAAGAUCAUCUCCAAGCUCCUAUGCCUCAGACUGGCUCCAAUACUUCCUCUUCUUAUUUCGGAAAAUCAAUCAGGGUUUGUUAGAGGAAGGAGCAUUUCUGAAAAUAUCAUGUUGGCUCAGGAAAUUAAUCAUGGCAUUAAAAAGGCUAAUGAAGGAGACAAUGUUGUGAUCAAGUUUGAUAUGGCAAAAGCUUAUGACAGGGUUUCGUGGUCUUUCACUUGCUUAGUUCCGAGGAAAAUGGGAUUUGGGGAAACCUUCAUUGAUCUUGUAUGGAGAGUUAUGAGCAAUAAUUGGUGCAGAGUUCUUUCGAGAAGACUUAAUCUCCUUUAUCAAAAUCCGGGUUACAAAGGUUUCCAAAUGGAGAUUAGGGGACCAGAAAUUAAUCACUUGAGCUUUGAGGAUGAUAUAAUUAUUUUUACUUCUACCACCAGGAGUUCUCUGCAGUUUAUUAUGGAGACUUUGAAUACCUAUGAAGAGGUCUCAGAUCAGCUCAUAAACAAGGCAAAAAGUCAUUUCAUGGCCCCUACAAACACCCCUUCUGAUGUCAUUCUACUGAUUGAGGAAAUUACUGGUUUUUCACAGAAAUCCAGUCCUAUCACUUACCUGGGGUGCCCUUUAUAUAUUGGAAGGCAAAGAAUUAUAUACUAUUCUGAGCUUGUGGCAAAAGUGGUUAAAAAAAUCAGCGAUUGGCAAUCCAGAAUUCUCAGUUUUGGAGGCAAGGCUACCCUCAUUAAACAUGUUCUACAAUCAAUCCCCAUUCACACCAUGGCUGCAAUAUCCCCUCCUAAAACAACCAUCAGGUAUAUUAAGAGGGUUACUGCUGACUUUUUCUGGGGAUGGGAUAACGAGAAGAGAAAAUAUCACUGGGCUUCCUGGGAGAAUCUUAGUUUUCCUUACGAAGAAGGAGACAUUGGAGUCAGACAACUUGAAGAUGUAUGCACCUCCAUGCAAUUCAAACAAUGGUGGACCUUUAGGAGUAAGAACACUCUGUGGGGGGACUUUUUGAGGGACAAAUAUUGUCAAAGAGCCCAUCCAGUUGGCAAGAAGCUGGAUACAGGUCAGUCUUUGGUUUGGAAUUACAUGAUGAAGAAUAAAAGCAUUAUGGAACCCCAAAUCACUUGGAGAAUUAACUCAGGAACUUGUUCCUUCUGGUGGGAUGACUGGACAGGGGAAGGUCCACUGGCAUACCAAUGUUCUGAGAUCAACAGCCUAAACAAUACCACAGUUGCUCAUUUUCUGCUUGAAGGUAAAUGGAAUGAGACCCUUGUGAGACAAAGUGUUCCCCCUCUUCUUGUACCAAAAGUUUUGAGCUUCCAAUUCCAUUACCUGGCAGAAACUGUUGAUGUACCAGUUUGGAAGCCUACUGAAAAUGGGCUGUUCUCAUGUGCUUCAGCUUGGGAAUUCGUCAGAAGGAAAAGGGAGAAAAAUCAAUUUAAUGCUAAAAUUUGGCACAAGAAUGUUUCUUUCAAAAUUCCCUUUCUCACCUGGAGGGCCUUGAGAUUUAAACUCCCAGCCAAUGACAAACUCAUAUCUUUUGGCAAGGAUCCAGCCGACUGUUACUGCUGUCACAGACCAGGCCUGGACAGCAUUGAUCAUAUUUUCAUGUCUGGUCAAGUUGCCAGUUAUAAUUGGAGGUUCUUUUCUGCUGCCUUUGGUAUCUUUCACAACCAUUCUUCUGUGAAAAAUCUGUUGAUCAACUGGUGGGGGAUGGAAGCUAAGAAUGAGGUGAAAAAGCUGUGUGCAGUCAAGUAUGGGGGCAAACAUUCCAACACCUCCAGAGUUAUCUUCCUGAUUAUCAAAGACACUGCCCAGUUCUUAUAUACUGCUUUCCCCUAUAUUCAUUGGCCUUAUAACUGGCAUGCAAUUUUUAGUAAGAUUGAAAACUGCAAGCAUGAGAUGAAGAUCAGGGAAGUUAAAUGGGAAAGGCCUCCGGACAGCAUCUACAAAUUAAACACUGAUGGAAGUGCGCUUAAUAACCCUGGCAAAAUUGGUGGAGGAGGUAUAUUGAGAGAUCAUCAAGGUCAAAUGGUGUAUGCUUUCACCAUAGCCCUUGGUAUGGGCACCAACAACAUGGCAGAAACUCAAGCUGCUGCACAUGGACUGUAUUGGUGUCUUCAACAUGGUUUUAAGAACGUUAUUUUAGAGGUUGAUUCUGAGUUGCUCGCCAAAUGGAUUACUCACAUCAUCAAACCACCUUGGAGGAUACAACACCAGGUUCAGGAGUUAAAUCAAGCUUACCAACCAGUUAGAGUUUUUUCAAUGCAAACACAUAUACAGAGAAGCAAACAGCACUGCAGAUUUCCUGGCCAAGCUCAGUCAUAA
Solanum tuberosum (potato) is the source of this 3999-nucleotide messenger RNA. RefSeq lists its product as uncharacterized. The transcript is spliced from 5 exons. Gene Ontology annotation, molecular function: RNA-DNA hybrid ribonuclease activity; nucleic acid binding. Bases 1 to 3999 code for a protein of 1332 amino acids. The record is from RefSeq and is a predicted model, not a curated record. Lineage: Eukaryota; Viridiplantae; Streptophyta; Magnoliopsida; Solanales; Solanaceae.